Messenger RNA from Moneuplotes crassus, 795 nucleotides. Lineage: Eukaryota; Ciliophora; Spirotrichea; Euplotida; Euplotidae. The record is from the annotation of a GenBank genome assembly.
UUUUCCUAUUAUGACCUAAAUCUGGUUAUCUUUUCUGUAAGAACCUUCUAAUAGAAGGAAUUUGGACUUGUGUGUGUUUAUAUCCUUGUAUACGUCCACAUGUCAUGUGUUUGCCUUUAUGGUCACAUUUUUCCAAACUAAUUGGGGACCCUCACUUAUGCUGAUCAAACCGUUCUGUUCUCCGAGUGUUGGCGAGAUUUUGAGGGAUACUGGGAAGAGAGACGUUGGUCGAAAGCCCUUUAGAACGUUUCUUUGUGAGAGAGUUAUGGAAAUUAGGUUUGGAAGAGCUUUUGUGAAGAGAUCUGUGCUUUCUUGCCUUUUUGAAAUAGUUAUUAGGGUCUUUUUGGAUUGAAAAAUUACGGUUCUUAAGGAUCGGUUUAAUAUCAAAACAACUCUUGAUGAUGUCUUCUUUUAUCUGGUCUAUCUCGCUCAUGAUUUUAUUUAUCAACUUGAGAUUCUUGAUCCUGAACUAUUCUCACAAGACCAGGGUCGUCUCCCAUUUUGUCAAGGUUGUUAAAGAAGUAUGGGACUCUUGAUUGCAUGGUCUCUUGUAUUCUAUCUUUAUAAUCAACUUCUUUAUUAAUCUUAUAAUUAAUUUUAUCCUCAUAGCCUAUCAUUUGGUGAGCAUAUGUAAGGAGAAUGUCAUCUCUCUUUGAUUUCAUUUUAUUUAAGAUUUACCAUCUUUGCACCUUUGAAGAGUUUAUUUUUCUUAAAACUUUUAAACUUAAUUCUCUUCUUUGACUUGUUUUUUAGUGACUUUUUAGAUUUCAAAGUUGUCUUCAUCGAACUAUUAUC